AUGGCGGCCGAGGAGGAGUGGUAUUUUGAGGAAGAAGGCUGCCUCCAGUUCAGUGGCCGUCCAACUUCUGUGACUUUUUCACCUACAUCAAACUGCUUCAUCUGUACGCUCAAAGAUGGAACGGUUGAAGUCGUGGAUGCGCGUUCUAGUCUAGGUUUGAAGCGGACAGAGCCGGCAGUAUCAGGAGAAGCUAAGUUCCUUCAAUGUAAGUUUUGUCCUGAGGUGGAGAAGCUGUUUAUCACAAAUGGAAAUGUAUCUGGACUCAGAAAGGAUCUUAAUGGCGUCUUGCUGCUGGACAGCAUUUUACAGCCUCCUUUCAAAGGUCCUUGCAUGGAACCAGUUGUGUUUGAAUUGACUCUCUCAGAUGCUAUGCAGUUACUAUCAGCUAUAGAAUUGUGUCUUUCAUCUGGAGAGGAUGAUUCAAAUAUGAAGAAUAUAAACACUGUGCAAUCUUUGCUUAAAGAGGAAGUAGACAAGGCUCAGUCCCUGUUAGGCUCAAGUCACGAUAAAGCAAUUAAGUGGUGUACUUGCCAGUUGAAGUAUGCUUGUAGUGCACUGGAGAAAGUGUUUGCUGAUUUGAUCACUUAUCUUCAGAGAAGCCAUAAAAAUCAUGCUGCUCUCCCCAUUGUUGCUGCCAUGCAAUCAAGAACUAUGUACCUGCUUGACGUAGUCACCACCGAUAACAGACCAACCUCGCCAGGGAACAAAUUUCCGAUGUUUAUGGAGGCAGUGCGGAGAAAGACCUUUUCAUCAUGGCCUCAUAAAGAAUACAGGUGGGCAUAUCCAGAAGCCAUGGCAAAAGCUGGUUUCUACCACCAGCCUAGUAACCGUGGUGAUGACAGAGCUCUAUGUUUUACUUGCAAUGUGUGUCUGGUGUGUUGGGAACCAACAGACGAACCCUGGGCAGAGCAUGAACGGCAUUGUCCAGAGUGUUCAUUUGUGAGGGGAAAUAAUACCAUAAAUGUCCCUAUGUCAGUUUCAUUGGCCACUGCUCCUGCCUGUACCCAUGAAUCAGUUCAAAUUCAAUUCAUCAGUGAAAGCUCGUGUUCACACUUCAUGGCAACAUGUAGUGAAAAUGGACAUGUCAUCAUCUGGGACAUUCAAGAUGAACUGAAGAUCCAUACUGAGUUUCAAGUAAGUCUACCUGAUGAUGUUGAAGAAACUCCAGAAGGAGAUUUGCCAUCUGAACACUUUUGCCCUCCUACAAGCUUUGUGGCUUGGGCUGAGCCUGACUAUGAAGACAUGGAAGCUACCAGUAGUGAGCCAGAGAAAGAUUCCAAAACUGUAGGUGAUCCACCAGAGAGCAAGGCAGCUGAACUGUCAAAAGAGGAAGCAUCAUCCCAUAAGAAUCCAAAUGAAGACUGCAACAGUGGACAAGAUGAAAAGAAGAGUGCUGGCUGUCACUCUGAAACUAUUGAAGAAGAAACUAAAAAAGAAAAGUUAGUUGUCUGUACUGUGUCUAUCAUUUGUUCUUGUGGAAAAGAUCCUACAAACUCUACUAGUCAGAGCUGUCAAUCAUUUGCGCACACUGCUACAUUACUUGUUGCAAUUCUUAUGCAAAAGAAUUUUACUAGUGAUUGUACCAAAUCAGAGGACAAAGGUGAUGUUGGUUGCAGUGCAGGUCAGCUUUGUCCAUACAUUUUGGUUUAUGAUAUUGUUACAAAUUCAGGAAACAAAUUGGAGGAAUCCACAACAAAGCAGGCUUUCAGUGUUGAAAGUUGUAUUGAAUUAGAAAAGGAUAUGCUGAUGCAAGACCCUUAUGGAUUGUCUGGGAGUGACGAUGAGUUUUUAUAUGAUGAGCUGCCUCUUGGCCAGCCACCACCUCCUGUUCUUCCUCCCGAUACACUUCACUCAUCUGUGUUGCAGAAGUUUGCUGAGGCUAUAACUGGUGAUUUGGGGGCAGAUCCAGGAAAGACUAAGAAAUCAAAAGAAGAAAGAAAUAGAUGUGCUAAACUUGUUCAGAGUGUUGAUAUGUCAAAAGUUUGUGACAAUCGUUGUUGUAAGGUGUCCAGCAUAGUCCCUUUUGGGGAUAGUGAACAUAUUUUGGUUACUGUUGUGUUAUGCUCUUCCUCCGGAAACAUCAUAACAGCAUAUCCAAAUGAAACAACGACAAACUCGUCAGCUGGAACAGAAGAAAAUUUUGUGGAAGGGACCCGUCCUAAAACUCUAAACUGUGAGCACAAUUUUACUCAAAGCACACUGGCAGUGUAUGAUAUACUCAGCAGUAAUAGUAAAAGAACGUUGUCUCCUCAGCCUUUAAGAACAAAACAAUUUGCGGCUUCAGAAGGUCUGUUUAGUACUAUAGUGGCUCUUCCACCAGAGAGCCAUGACCUCAUAGGUGACUUGAAUCUAUGCUUACAAGAUGCAGAAGCAGAGUUGUCUCCAGAGAGACCUCUUUUGGUUGGUGCUGUGAAGAGCAGUGUCAUCCUCAUUGAUGCAAACUCUCUUAAUAUACUCACCAAGUUUUCAUUAUCCAAUGGAAACUCAAACAUAUUGCAUGUCUUGAACUGUCCUGGGAUGGAUUGCCUUUGUGCAUGCAACGAGGAUGGAGCAAUGCAUUUCCUAGGUUUGCGUCGCCAUAAGGCUGUGGAAGCAAGUCAAGGAAGUGUGGGGCAGGACAGAACAGAUAGCAUAUCUCAGGUUCCCCCAGCAGGGUCUUGGUCACAGACAGCUGUUGCCCUUAAUCCAAAUGAGCCAGUCUCUAUGGCAACCCUGCUUUCAUUGGUUCAACUGACAGAGUUUGUGAUGCUGAUGCCACGUUUUAUGGCAUCUGUGCCGUCUUCAUGGGUGGAGUAUCAACAGGAUCAGCACCGGCUUUACCAGCACACCUUGGUAGAUCCUCUGUUACACACCAGGACAUGGAAAUUGCGGACAGAAAAUAGCAGGUUUUUGACCAAAGAACAAGUUGCAGAAAUUGUUCUCCCAAGAUAUUGCCAUGUGGGCCAUGUAGACGUCAGAUUUUCCUUAAGCCCUAUGACCACCCAACCAGCUACCAACGUUUACCUGGUAAAACCGCCAUAUCCUAGCUCCUUUAAACUCAGUCACAGGAGUUAUCCACUGCCAUUACCAGAACGUCAGAAGAAAGGAAUACUAGCUUCGGCUCGAGAGCAAAACACUAUAGUGUGUGGUCCUGUGAGCCUUAAAAUGGGACUUGAUAGUACAGGGCGUCAUGGUCGUGUGACCCUUACGAGUCCAGAGCUGAUCAAAUACAGCAGCAGGAUUCUGUUGCUAGUGUUUGACAGUUGUGGUCCCGGUGAAGAUUUGGCUGAGUUAUCAGUAACAGUGGCGAGGUUCAAGAACAACUUCCCAGGGGAAUGUCACAAGUUGAGGACCAGUUUACUGGAAGACAGCAGCCAAAGACUGCUUGAUAUUGUUGUUGGAUGUGAGCCUGUCCAGGGAGCAGUUAAACCUGAUGAUGGAAGGAAGUUGGCUCUGGAGCUUCUCUGUUGGAUUGCUGGUGUCUAUGUUAACUGGAAGACUGGGGAGAGCAACUUGGUAUGGGAUGUGGAAAAUUAUCUUCCCAAGUUGAUUCGAACAUGUUACCUUAGUUGUGGACGUAGCAUUGCUCACAAGUGUAGCAGACUGUUGAUGAUGUGCGCCAGGAGAGCUGUGAACCAAAGGUCUCCCACUGAAUCCACGUCAUCCUUCAGAAGAUCUUUACUAAAUGCGAUCCUGGAUGUUUUGCAAAUAACUCCAUGCGCUGUUUCGUCUGGUGCAAUACACUGGCUGUUUAAAUUACUUGCGGGAUUUGCCGCCCAGGCUGAUUCCACCCUCACUAGUUUCGUUUGCCUGGAGUUGUUAGAGUUUUUAUCUUCCAAACUUGCUUCUUCAAGACUGCGAGAGCAUCAGUUAUUGCGUGCGAGGUAUGGUCUAUAUGGCUCCCCAUUAGACCCUGUCCUGUUUGAUGCUUUGCCGCAAGCUUCUACCAGCCAGCAAAGUUCAUCAGUUGUUAAUGCUCUUAGUGGAGUGCCGCUGACCGUCAAGGCAUCAUCUUCCUCCGGAGGCUCCGAAUCCAAUUCAUGGAGCAGUGUGAAUUCACCGCUAGCUUGGCAAGGCCUCCUGGAAGUCCAGCCCCUUCAUUUUGUUUGCUGUUCCACCAGCGAUGGCGCCCGAGUGGAGAGGGGUGACAAUCACCUACUAUCUGGUGGUAGUCUGGGACCUUCAGGUACGCCGGUUCAUGUUCCGAUGAUGUCUAGUGGGAUGCCGACCGGAUCAGCUUUAGCGCCAACACUGCCAACUGUAUCAGCAUCUCUCGCUGCUUUGGAACAAGAGCUCCACAUGCUGAAGCAACACCAGCUACAGCUAGUAAGCCUACAACAACACAAAAAGCAGUUAGAAAAACACAAGAAGGAACUUGAAGAUAUGUCCAUGUGGCCUCUGUUUCCAAAGACCGUAUACAAACCUGGUAAUGUAUGGUCAGCUCCACCAAGUGCUCCCGCAUUUCAGCCAACCACAGCUCCCUUGACUUCCACCAGUGCUCCUAUCAACUUGGCACAGCACAAGAAACAAGCAGCGGGCGCAAAGAAGAUUGAGAGGGCAAGUGGUGGCCCUGUGUCCCAGCCUAUCCAACAACACCUAAUGCAGCUCCCGCAGCCACAGAUGUUGGUGAUCGACCGUCUCCACGCUGGAGCCCGUCAUCAUGUUGUUUUGGACUUUGGCUGUGUUGUCCAGCUGACAGAUGUGUUGAUUCCUCAGUGCUCAGACAUCAUGUCACUUUCCAUUGAUCUGUGGAGUCAAUGGGAUGACCCAGAUGUACAGCGGAUAGCUGUGGUGUCAGACAUCAACCUUUGUGCUUUUGUUCUCAAAGAUCUUUUGCCUCCUCCAGUGUGCCGCUAUGUUAAGCUAACUGUAGUUGGAAGGCCUAAGACAAAUGCAAAGGCACGUGUGAAGGUUGGAGAAUUCUAUGGUCAUCCACUUUGUCGUCAGACAACCAUCAGUGGGGAAAGUCAGCUUCUUGCUACAAGCUGCCAAGACCAGCAGUGUUUACCAAUACUACUCAACCUCCUAGAAGACAUCCACUGUCAUUACAACUUGACGUGCACACAACUGCGGACCCUGCUGCAAUCCUCUGAACCUCGAACUCCGAGGCCAGACGGAUCUGGAGCUGGUGCAUCUCUCACCGAAGAAGACAAGAAAGUAGAGAAAGCUUACAACCAGUGCCUUAACCUGCAGCACCAACUUAACCUGGUGGAAAGGUCUAUUACUAGACUGACGUCUAACACGGAAAGCAAUAGAACAAUUCCGUCUCUUGAUGAAGCCAAAUACGAUCAUUUGCAGGUCAUCUGCAACUGUUUAAUAGACACAGUGGUGGCAUUAAUGGGUGUUGGUCCUUCAUUAGAGGGUUACCUUGCUAAACCCAAACUAACGCUUGAGUGGCAGCCCUCUCUAAGCCAAGUGACUCCUACCAUGUGUGAAAGCUUGUUUCGUAACCUCUGUGUUCAUGGUUCUCCUCAAAAACGUGAAAGGGUUGGCGCUCUACUCUUGAAUGCUUGUGGUAGUAAGCCAUGGUGGGGCGAAUUUUUGUCCAAUGUUCUGAAAGAGUUUUUUAGUUCCAGCCAGAAGUGCACGUUUCCCCAAGAAAGACUGUUUGCAGUAUUAGUGCGCUUGAGCCAGCAGUCCCCUUCAAUUGAACUGGUGCUCACAAGUUUUCUGAGCCUGUUAGAUGGACUGCUCCUCGUGAAGGACCUCAAAGUGGACCUGGAGUCUGCAGACCUGGCAUUAAUCAGUUGGUUGUUACUCCUCUUGCAACAUGUUCUGGAUACUUGUAUAGUCCAGUCUGAUACAACUGCUUCUACGAACGAAAAUGGGGAAAACUCCAAAGGAUCGAAUGGUAAAAACAGCGGUACCUCCUCUCCGAUUACUGGCAAAACCAAGUUAUCCAAGUCCACAAAGAGUAACAAAUCUUGCAAGCGAAGCAGAUGGGACUUCAUGCUUCCAACUAUACCGACUCUACCAUCAAGUGCAAGCAGUGAAAGCAGUAGUUACUGGCACAGACACCUGAAGAUGAGCAAGGGGACUUUGGCAAAGAAACCUCAGAUGGACUACCCACAGGGGCUUACGAAAGGGAAUGGAAAGCAACCUUAUAAGCACAUGAAGGACUUGUCCAAACUCCGUCGCCAUGUUGAUGAAGGAAAACCUCAACCUGAAAAGACAGCUAUUCAGCCAACAACAUUUUCCACAAGCACCCCUCUGCCAGCGGUCACAACACUUCCUGUCAUGCGCAAGAUGGUCAGCUUUAUUCUGAGUAUGGAUUCCUCGUGUAGUGUGGAAUUGUUCUUGGUGGCAUGCAAGGUUGUAGCUCAUUUGGCGUGUGUAAGUGACCCAUUCAUCAGCCUUGUGGAUGUCAUCUCAGACGAUCAGCUGGAGAAGCUGCUCAGGAUGUGUGUGAUGCCAAAUGGGAUGCAAUCAGCUCACUGGGGAGGCCCAUGGGCAUCUCAUGCACUCACUAUUUUGUUACAGGAUCUACUUGGUGGACAGGGAAGUAAAGUUAGUGAUGCUUCAAGAAAUGUAACCGCUCAGACUCCUGCAGCUCAAGAAAAUGACACAGAAAGUUCGCUCUUGUCAAAAGUGACUGAUUAUGAGAAGAAAGGCUCCUUGCUGACUAUGGAUUACGGUGAUAUAUGUCCGAGUUAUGACUUGCCUAUUGAGCUGUCAGGCUGGAUGGGAGAUUUUGGUGAGAUUGGUAAUGGUAGCGAAAUGCCACAAGCAACACCAGUCCAUGAGAAACCAUCGGUGCAAUCUUCAUGGGAGGCUAAAGUUGCUCCACCUCCCCCAAUCAAACUGUCAUCUGCCAUUGAUAUGAGACUCGAGCUUUGUCUCGAGAUGGAAGCAGAACGAGAUCUUAAAAUGUUGGAGCACCUUCAAGUAGAUGCGAUCGCUAAAGCACUGAGUACCACAGGAUCUUCAUUUAGGGGAACUACUGAACAAUCACGCAAGAAGAUUCCCAAGAAUGGCAACAGUGCUGUGGUAGGAAGGACUCUACUAACAUCAUUUAAUAAAAUAUUCAAUGACUGCGCCAGUGCGGAUGUGGAUGUUCCUUCUCUUCUGCAGUUGUGGCUGAAGAUUCGAUUGUGCGCUUCCAGUAUAACUCUGGAUACAGAAUCUCUGAGCAAGCUACUCUCGCACGUGAUACAUCUUCCAGGGUCGCCUUCUCAAACGCUACAGCUUUGUCUGCAAGUCCUUACAUGUGUGUCUGACGGACAAUUUCGGAACUGUGCUAAUAUUGAAUUCAUUGCUUUUCUAAGAAACGAAGACCUUCUGCAUUUUUUAGUAAGACUCUUAUCUCAGAUGGCGUCAUUUGGAGGAGCGAACCCUCUUCCACCCAGUCCGAAGCCAGUCAAGGCAUUUCUGACGUCGUUGCAGUUGGCUGUCAAUAGUCACAACAGAGCGGAGCUUCCCCAGAUUUUCCUUGAACUGUUGCUGAAGACAACGCUUGAGCUGUGUACAGAAAGGCUUUCCAACAGAGGAGUAGUCCUUCAAGUAGAUCCAGUUAUCGAUAUCUUAUUGUCAAACCCAAACACUGCGUGGCGUGAGGUGCAACCUGAAGUUUUCACAAGACUAGUGAAAGCGACCGGAGAGCUUGCUUUGGAUCAUCUUGCUCACAGGAGAAGUGUGAGUCUUCUUCCAUCUGCGGAUGUCCUCAGCGGAGCUACUGUGGAUAAACUGGAUGAUAGUACAUGGCUUGUUCAGCUGCUUAGUUUAGUGAUUCAGAUGUUACAGAACUGUGUUGUGAAACCACUUGACAAUGAUUCAAGUCAGACAUCAAUAGACACUUGUCAUGGAAAGGAGUCGGAUGAUAUUCAAGGUGUAACCAGCAAUUCAACUGGUGGCUCUUCAGUGUCUUUCAAUUUAAUAGAUAAACUGGUGUCCGACAAAGGGAUCUUCCACUGCUUGUUGGAUUGUCUAAAUCAGUGUACUACAGAUAAUCAAGGGAUGUCGGGUUCGACAUCUGUCUGUGAAGACAAGGUUUCUACCGAUGAGAAGACCUCAAACAAACCUGCCUCAGUUGAGGAUGGAGUGUGGCAAAUCUUGUGGGUGAUACAAAAACACGUUGGUGACCAAGGGGUCUUGGUCGAUGCAUUUCUGACCUUCCUGCAGACAUGCGAAAAAGAUGGUGUCGAGUCGUCUCCGGCGUCAAUGAAGCAUUUGUCUGUUCCCUUAGUAAAGCUGUUCUGUGGGACUUUCAACUCCUCUCAAGCUGUGAUGCAGUUUUAUGAAAAGGGUGGCCUCGACAUUGUGUGCAACGCUAUCAUGGCAGGACGAACAACAUCAUUGGACGGUUCGUCGCAUGGUCUUCUCUUUGUCAUGCAAGAACUGAACAGCAAGCCGAACAGGAGGGAACCAAGAGGGCUCUUAACAUCCGUAGGAGAAGGAGAAUUGGGCAAGCGAAUGUUCAACUUUGCUCCUUAUGCCACCAUUCACUGCACGUCGUCUUCAAAACAUCCUCCUGAUGCGCUGCUAAAAGUCACCGCACAGCAUCGUCGUGUCCGCUCACCGGCUUGGUCGUAUCGUUUUCCCGUCAACGAGGAAUGGUGUGAGUUAGUUGUGAAUCUACCUACAGCCAUCCUCUUGAAUGAAGUGCACAUUCAACCUCAUUCUUCGGGAUUAUCAACAAGCCCAUCACAUGUGGCACUGGAUGUGAGUAGUGACUGUCAAGUCCUUGUACCCGUUUGUGAACCCGUCCUCACUUCUGGAAUCACCACAAUCAAACUUAAACUCCAACAGCCAGUUGUUGCACAGUAUGUCCAUAUUCAUUGUCACCGUCCACGAGACUCGCGUGUGGUAGGAUUGUCACAGAUCAGGAUCAUGGGAGCAUCAUUACAUGGGGUUGAAAGUGGAGUCGCUCAGGAGCUCCACCACUUAAAGGGCCAGUCAGCUAGCCUCGGCUGGGUACAGUUACUUGGUCAGUGCCUCUCGCAAGGACCUGAAUUUUAUCAGGAGACAAAAGAACCUUCGACGCUGAUCUCGGAUGUGUUUAGCAACUGUAUCGCCCUGCUGUUAUCGCCACGAAGUGGUCACUCUGCUUGUCUAGAACUGGUGCUCAUGAAGUUGUCCAAGCAGUUUCCAGAACUGGGCACCAUGUUAAUGAAACAACUGUUAAAAUGCCCAGGGGAGAAGGGAAGAAAGAGAGGGCCGCUGGUAAGCGUCGCUACACUGGAACUUAUAUACCAGUUGGGAAAGAAACAGGACUCUUCAUACGAAGACAGAUUGUUAGUGAUAUCGUCCUGGUUACGGUCCGUCUGUGACUCGUCAACCUCUUCCCACGCGGCACCUGGGCAUAUUCAGUCUGUGGCUGCUGUCAUCUGGAAUGCAAAGGAAACUAACUCGGAGUCAGUUGUGAAACAAUACUUUUCUGAAGAGCUUUUCAGAUCUCUUUUUGACUGGUCACAAGCUUCCUCUGAUGAAGAUUUCCUGAAACAGAGUAUUGAUCAUCUCAUUGGUGCUCUGACGUACAUUUGUCCAGCUUAUUAUGUAGUGCUUUUAGAACUCACUGGAGUCAAGGAACUCCUCGACGAAUGGAACAAGGAAAGUGGCAAAACUGGUGGUGGGCUGUCAAGACUUCUGACAGCUCCGUCACGACUCGGAACACUGGCUACAGCAAGCCAAUCAUCUAUCACGAGCCAACUAUUGCUAAAUUCGGGUUUACUUAAAAUGAUGGCAGGAGUUAUCGUGGACUUCUGUCAAGCAGGUGGUAAUUCCCAAGGUUUGGACAAACAUCCGUCAACAGUGGAUCCACUACCGAAGUCAAACUUGUCCAUCGACCUUCUUCCACACCUUCUAAACUUUUUAACUUGUUGUUCCCAGGAGCCAGCCAUUAAGGAUUGGAUGGGUGAAACAGGCUACCAGUUGUGGUUUUUACUUCUCUCACAGCUCUGCAGAGGACGACAUGUCCAAAGUAACCCUUUUUUUGGCCCACCAGGCGUAGUUCCUUCUAUUCCCAGCCACACUAAGUUUGCGAUGGAAACUGCAACGGUAGAUCUGUUAUGCAACUGUGUUCAUUUUCAUCUCAGAAAUCAAGAAAGGAUGGCGAGUCUCUUGGUUGAAACCAUUGGUGGAGAGAACUCUGAAAAUGGAUCAAUUGACAUGAAAACCAAUGUGAAGACACAAGUCAACGGCUUUUUACGACAGUUGAUCUUACAAAUGUUGCUGGAAGAAGAAACUGUACUUAUCUGUGUGCACGUUGAGAAUGAUUUGAAUUUACAAACAAUGCGAGGAUUUGAUUUCUUUCAUAAAGAUGGUUGGCAUCCUCGCUUUGGAGCAGGACACUCAUUUGCACUACUUUCUGCAAAAUUCUCCACAACUCUUCACGAACUUAGUGAACAGAUUCUUCGUCCUAAAGUAAGCAAACCAGUCGAGACAACUUUGGAGGAAAAGUUCCCCAAACCUACUGCAGUGGAGGGGAUGGCUGAUCCUGGCGAGUUUAGCCAAUACGAAGGGUUUGAAUUUCUUGAGUCUGUUAGUCUUGCUGCAGGACUGAACGUGAAAAGCAAAAGAGCUGAAAAAAGUGAAGCGUCAACAGUAAAGGAAAAUAAUCCGGAUAAUGGUCAGAGUCAAAAUCAAAGUAAAAGCAUGUCGUGUUCAUUUUAUCACGAUAUACUCGGCAACGUGUGUCUGCCGCAGUCUUGGACAGUGGCUCAGUUGUUGCAGCAUCUAAUGAGCAAAGGACUACCUUGUGGUACAUCUUACCUUGAAGUGACGUGUAAGACUCAAGAUGGAAAGACAGAAGACAAUUCUACUAAUUCUGCGCCGUUGCUAACCCCGUUGGAUGUGUUUGCCAAACAGGAUGGGUUAGUGAAGUUAUCAAUGCAUCUCCCUUGCCACGUUAUAACACCUUCCUCGCUGGCUCCGGAUACUGAAACGGAGGUAAUUGAGGGUGACAGCAGUGAUAAACAGGUGCCUUCUUACCCGACGCAGCUUCCGUUGCCUUUAGUGUCCAUACCUGCCUCAGUGUUAAGCGCUGUUCCAGCACAUACACUUGUAGCUUUUGGUUUAUUCAUUCGCCUUCCUGGAUACAAUGAAGUUCUGCUUAAAGAUCGUCUCAAGGCUCGCUACCUUCUGAGGCUGCUUCUGGGGGCCAAACAGGAUGGGAAUGGAGAACCUAUCUUGUCAUCUCCAGCAGCCAGUUGUCUGUCCACGCUACCAUUCCAUGUGUUAAGGAUCUUAUUUCAGAGCAGUGAGCUCUCGCCACAAGAAGGCGCCGUUGUGCACAAGGCGGCUGUAGAAGUUGGUGCGAUCCAGAUGGUGCUACUGUGUCUAGCUGUACUGAGUCAUCACAAACCGCGAGCCACUAAUCACUCACACAAGAUGGCUUUACAGGCCUUGUCUGCGUUAACGGGCAGUGUUUGCCGCGACAGUGAUGUUGGAGCCGGUAGUGAGAGGAGUUACUGGGCCAAAGGAACAGGAUUUGGUACAGGAUCCACGUCGUCAGGGUGGGAUGUUGAACAAGCCAUGCUAAAACAGAAGGCUGAAGAGGAGCAUGUCACUUGCCUUCUGCAGGUACUUGCGAGUUAUAUCAGACCUUUUGGAAAACACAGCGACUCGCACUCAGAGCCAUUUGCAGAGUAUUUAGGGGCAGGCGGUCCAUAUCCAUUUGUUGUCGUUUUGCUGGAGCUGUUCGGAGAGUCAUGUCUAAUCCCUGCUCUUUCAUCAUACCUAAGGAAUGAUUCUGUUCUUGAUAUGGCUCGCCAUGUUCCUCUGUACCAGGCUGUUUUAGAAGUACUCCGUGCACUCGCGUUGUGCCCAGUCCUCUUACCUUUGUUACUCCCGCAUGCCAAUGGCCUUUCCGUUGAGAGAGCGUCCACAGAGGCGCCUUCUAUUGUUAGCCUGCUGGACAAGAUGAAACAAUGUGUGGAUACUUACUCCAGAACUUUGCGGUCUACGCAAGGAAAAAGGGAAGAUUCAUCUGUAACAAGCACCACUAGCUUAGAACCAAAUGCCUCAACAGAACCGAGUACCACAGCCGAACCAAGUUCUAAAGGGGAAUCCAGCAGCUCAGCAACAUCAAGCAGUGCAGGAAGCUCGUUGUUUUCAGUUGGACCGAGUACUUCUGCGGGACCUAGUACCGCAGGACUACCAAGUUCAUCUAAACCAGGUAACACCGAAGAAAAGAAGGACCAGGAGGCUGAGGGACUCGCCCUGUUGAUACCUGACAUCCAGGAAACUGCUAAGUUGAUGCAGAGAGUAGUGCACGAAUUUCACCAGCAACAAGCCUCUUCUAACAAGGAAGGGGAAGGAGGCGGCAAGGGGCCAGAGGAACAGGUGGAGUUCCUCUCUGCCGAGGAGAGGUACUUAGCCAAAAUGAGGUCGCUUCAGUUUGGAACUCACCGGAUUGUGAUUGAAAAAGAUGACGGAAAACUAGAGUUUGAACCUGGCGGUUACCACUUUGCGUCUUCGGUGCGGUCAACGGUGAAUACGGGUGGCAGCGGAAGCAUGGUGCGGGCUCGGCGGCUAGCACAGGAAGUGUCGUCUCUUGCAACGUCCCUUCCGCUGUCCAGCAGCUCAAGCGUAUUUGUCCGUUGUGAUAAAGAGCGACUGGAUGUCAUGAAGGUUCUUAUUACCGGCCCAGCUGAUACUCCAUACGCCAAUGGCUGUUUCGAGUUUGAUGUAUACUUUCCACAGAACUACCCGGAAUCGCCGAUGCACAUAAACUUUGAAACCACUGGGCACCACAGUAUUCGCUUCAAUCCGAAUCUUUACAAUGAUGGAAAGGUAUGCUUGAGUAUAUUGAACACGUGGCAUGGACGACCAGAGGAGAAGUGGAAUCCACAGAAUUCAAGCUUCCUUCAGGUCCUGGUGUCAAUCCAGUCGCUCAUUCUCGUCAACGAGCCCUACUUCAACGAGCCUGGGUACGAGAGAUCUAGGGGGACGCCCGCUGGACAGCAGAACUCGCGGGAGUAUGAUGCGAACAUUUGUCAAGCCACUGUACGCUGGGCCAUGCUGGAACAAUUGAGGAAACCAUCGCCUUGCUUUAAAAAGGUUAUUGAAGCGCACUUUUACCUCAAGAAAGAUGAAAUACUAAAGCAGUGUGAGCAAUGGACAAAAGAAACGGAGAGCCUACUGUCAGGCCGGCCGGUUGGUAGGGCUAUAUCACAUCACGUGCAGUCACUGAAGCAGAAUUCUGCGCUCUUAAAACAUGAGCUUGACAAACUUCAACCUCCUCCGGAUCAUAAACAACAGGACGGUGAUAGCGACGAGGACAGUGACUAAGGUGCAAAACAGUUGCAGAAGCCGCACGCAGGUCACUCGUUGAAAUAAUUUAUGCCAAGCACUGGGUGAUGUAUGGCUAGGCCAGGGAAGGAGUCAAUUUCAUUUGUUACCCGCUCGCAACAAUUUUUUUGCGAAGUGCUUGCUAGCACCAACUUUCCUCGGGUCCUCACGAGCUCUCUCGGAUCGUGAUGCUGCUUCGCUGACUAAUAAACAUUCGCUUGCGAAACAUUGUUAGCAAGGGAGAGUAACGCAUUUUCUAGUGUUGCUUUAUUUUACUGCAAGAUAACUUAAAGGAUUACAGCUAAACGUGACAAGAUUUUCCUUCGCCAACGGGCUGCAGAAUGAAAUUGCCGGGAUUUAGACACAGACGCCGAGAAUUGCCAAAGUGGAGAAUCAGCUGUAGAAGGGGAUUUUCUGAGGGAAUCUGGCCUUAGUGAAGACAGCCUUGGCCUGCCCUUAGCUGGAUGAAGUGAACUGCGUAUUUAGAACAAUACGAGCGUAAUUAGUCUUCCUUACAUUCUAUUUAUCGGGUUUGAUCACAUUCUAUAACCAACCACUUUGAUUUAAGGGGCCAAGAAAGCGUGCUGUGAUUAUUGCACUGUAAAUACUACACGCAAUGUGAGAAUACCGUAAUUGAGGAAGUCAUGAAAUGGGGUUACGAUGGACCAAUAUGGAACAAAUGUUUCCUUGAAAAUAGAAAAUGAACUUGAAUGACUUGAGUCGAAAUUUAUUUAAGAGCUAGAAGUCGAAAUAAGCAGUGCUUGCCAUAUUCGUUACUAACUUGUCUUACUCGUUUUCCAUUGAAUUUUGAAUUAAUUUGCACUUCUACCAAGUGAUCAGCUAUGAAAUUAAGGUUGCUCACUAUUUUUACCUUUACAGUUUGGUGGAACUUUGUACAGAGAAGCGAAAUUGAUGUUUCAUUUCGAACGUUUACUUGUCAGUUGUAUAGACAAAAUGUCCGGUAAACUUUAGUUUUAUGUAGCAGUGACUGUUAAACGUCCUUUGAAACCUCUACCGGGAAGUAAAUCGUUGAUAUCAAACGACUCAGUUCCCUUGAGAUCUAUAGAUCUCAGUUAAACUGUAAAACUUCUUUGCAAGAUCCUGCAAUCUGUUUCCUUGAUACGGAAACGCAGAUUUUCUUUUAGCAAAUGAAAGAAUGAAUUUCAGUCGCUGACAACAAGUUCUAUGUAUGAAGCUUUGGGAGGUUGUCAGUUUGUUAAUCGCCAUGUUUUGCUACUGAAUUUGGGCAUAAUCCGAAUCACAGUAGAAAAGUUACUGGGGCGAGAAUGGCUUUUUAAAACUAUACUUUUCUGUUGUAUUGCAAUUUCACAAAGAUGAA
Molecule: messenger RNA, 14545 nt
Organism: Pocillopora damicornis (cauliflower coral)
Lineage: Eukaryota; Metazoa; Cnidaria; Anthozoa; Scleractinia; Pocilloporidae
Product: dual E2 ubiquitin-conjugating enzyme/E3 ubiquitin-protein ligase BIRC6
Biological process (GO): apoptotic process; regulation of cytokinesis; negative regulation of apoptotic process
Cellular component (GO): nucleus
Molecular function (GO): cysteine-type endopeptidase inhibitor activity; ubiquitin-protein transferase activity; protein binding
Source: RefSeq, a predicted model, not a curated record